AUGAGCGGGGAACCGAAACUUUUCAAGAGUAGUGAUGGCUCUCAAAUUAUCUUUGAUACAAAAUCCGGUAAAUGGUACUCGCUUCAAUCAAACACGUCACCAAACUCGCCUAACAACUAUUCCUAUCUAACUUUAAACCAUGAGAGGAAAAAAUCAACGUCAAAAGCACCUGAUAUACGACCGUUUGCAACGAGUAAGCAGACAAACUCAACAGUAACUAAAACAAUCGUCAAUCAACAACAAAAAGAAAGCACGUGGAACAACGAUACAAGCGAAACUGCAUGCCAACAUGCACCGACAACAAUUCACACCGAAGAACAGAACAAUACCCCUAUUUUAUUAGAACAAGAUGAAAUGCGUGUAGCCGACAAAAACGAUGACUCAGACACCGAUUGCGUUGAUCCACAAGAACAAACAAAACGCUCGCUAAACGUCAGCGACGAUUUUACAUUAGUAAAAUCAAACAAAAUCCGAAAAAAGGAACACGGAAAUGAAAUCAAAUGGCCACACGUGGAUAAACCAACUACAGCUACAACAAACGUCGAAAGAGAUAACCAUGAAAUAUCGCUAGAGCACAUCCAGCGUGCAGUUGUGCACAAUCUACCGUGCUUUACGAUUAACUUCGAUAACUCUGCGCAGUUCCCAUCAGCAGUAGCUGCAUCGGAUGCACCAUAUAGUCAUUUUGAAAAGAAAAACGUUCAAUUGUCAAAUAGAUUCUCGGUUGUACGAUAUAUAGGUCACCAACUCAAGAUCGGAAUGAAAGAUAAAGAAGACUACCUUAAACUCUGCGAUGUCAGUCUAUGGCCAGCCGAAAUUCAAAACCGUAAAAUCUCAGUAACGCUACCUAAAUUUACGCCCGAUCAAUUCGCGUUGGUCGUCCGUAAUGUGCCAUUAGAAUUUGCAGCUGAACAUGUAAUGGAGGAAGUAAGAAAAUCUGCAACAUCAGUGGAUAAGUUCCGCAUGAUCAUCUACCCAUACCAACGUACAACAAAUGAUUUUCGAUUCAUCGUCUCAGAUCUGAAGGAAUAUAAUGGAUUAAUAAAUUUGGGUCAUGUUGGUGUAGGAAAUAAACUAUGCACAAUAACACUAUACAGACCAGCAAACAAAAUUACAUUCUGCAACAAGUGCUGGUGCAUAGGUCACAUACGUAGCAGAUGUAGUAGCACGGUUCAAAAGUGUAGAUUCUGUCUCCAAGAAUAUAACCAAGACCAUAAUGAAAUAUGCACAAAACAGUACAAAUGUGCUCAAUGUCACGAAGACCACUACUCAUUAGAUGCAAACUGCGAAAUAAUCAGAGAGUACCGAGCAAAUCUGAACAAAGCAGUAAAAAAAGCAACAGUAGAAGGGAAAAUCAAGCUUCCUGAAGCCGACACUCGGCAACCGUUAACAAACCAAAAAUUCAAAUCUGCACUAGACACAUUUCCACCUCUCCCCGGUGCAUCUGCGCAACAAGUGUGCAGACCUGCAGCUUGGAGGACAACUGCACCAACUACGACGCAAAUAUUAAACCAAACAGCUCCAGUGGAUAUCACUAACCAACAAUUAUUCGACAAAAUAUGUUGCCACCUGGACGAGAAGUUGAGCACAGUAAACGAUCAUAUUGCCAAUCUAAAAUUAAAAGUGAAGGAAAAUGAAAAAGCGGGCUUAGAAACACGAAAAAGUGUUUCGAGUCUGGUGGGUCUUGUGAAGCUAUUAAUCACAGAUAUUAUACCUCCAAUCGUGAAAGUGGCAUUUAGUAAAGACACCAAAGCGAAAAAAGAAGUCGAAAAAACGACAGAACUAAUAAAAGAUCAACUACAAGUGCUAUACGCGGAUAUGGAAUUAGAUGGUGUGACAACUGAAAUGAAGAAUAUAGAAGAAGCUCAGGAACAGGUAGACAAACCAAUCAACCCAGGAACUUAG
This is a messenger RNA of Adineta ricciae, 1902 nucleotides long. Lineage: Eukaryota; Metazoa; Rotifera; Eurotatoria; Adinetida; Adinetidae. The record is from the annotation of a GenBank genome assembly.